AUUUUUUCCAUCCAAACAAUUGGUAGCAGUGAUACGCACACAAGUGUAACACAACGACUUGUGCCACGAAAGCAUUUUUAUCUUACGAACUAUAGAUUCUUGUAAUCAAGAAUUAUAUAUUCUAAUUUGAAGAGCUUAGAUACGAAAUUUUCUACGAACUAAUUUAUCUUUAUGCUAACUAAGGAUUUGUAUAGGAAUUGCAUAAAUAAGGAUUCUUUAAUCUUAUUGUAAUUUUAUACUAAUAAACAGUAAUAAUUCUUUCAGAUUUAUCACAAUGGUUGCCCACACAGUACUUCUUGACUUCACAGUUCCAUCAAAUGUAAUAGUAGAUGUAGAGAAACGUUCAAAUCUAAAAUUAGCAAUUGCCAAUGUCCUUGGAGAACAUUUUAACGGUUUAAAGCCAUUAACUGAGUCAAGUAUUGAUGGAAGUCUUUUGAUUCUCUAUACUGGCCCAAGAGGUAGCUUGAUCACUGUUCGAGGAUAUACUGAAGGCUUGAUCACCCUUAACAUUGAAUAUUACAAGAGAGAUGAUGAGGAGGCACUUCUGGAUUUUGAGUUGGCCAGAGAAUUGGAGACAGCGUUGCAAGCGGCAGCAGCCUCUACGCGUUCGCAUACGCUUACACCGAUUAAACGCGGCGGACCUUUUGAGAGAUACUUUCCUACCGCCGAUGAUAGACUACUCGAAUAUGACAUAGAUAAAUUGGUCUUUGAGGCACGUUCGCCUUACCAAAAAGUGCAAAUUGUUCAUUCAAAGUCACUAGGGAAUCUACUGGUUCUUGAUGAAUUACAAAAUAUUUCUGAAGCAGAUCUUAUAUAUACAGAAACUCUAAUGCAACGUGGAAAAGAGAGCUAUACCGGAAAAGAGAUAGUUAUUUUAGGGGGAGGAGAUGGUGGCUUACUUUGGGAAUUGUUAAAGGAGAAGCCAAAAUGCGUAACUAUGUUAGAAAUUGAUGAUAUUGUAAUAAAAGCCUGCAGUCAGCAUAUGAGAAGCAUAUGCGGAGACUGCUUGGAUAAAAGAAAGGGAGAAAACUAUGAGAUUAUUGUUGGAGAUUGUGCAAAGACUUUGGCACACAUGAUUGAAGAAGGUCGACAGUUUGAUUAUGUGUUUGGUGAUCUUACAGAUAUACCAAUUAGUACUGCACCACACGGUGAUGCAUGGGAUUUCAUCAGACUUAUUUUAAACUCUUCAAUGAAAGUUUUAAAGCCUACAGGAAAAUAUAUGACUCAUGGUAAUGGAGCAUCUUGUCCACAAUCAUUACAAAUGUACGAAGAAGUUCUGUCACAGCUCUGUGUACCCGUAACGUUUACCAAAGAUAGCGCUUUUGUACCCUCUUUCUUCGAAGACUGGGUCUUCUACCAAGUAUCGUUAAAAUGAUGGAUUAAAUCUAUAAUUCUGAGGUAUCAAGGGAGGUAUAUUCACAAUCCAUUUUCUCCCUUAUGACCCAGAUUUGAUCCUAGUCGCAGAUUUUUUGCUAACAAGUCGGUUCCUGAAAAACAAAAUCCUGAUGCUGGACAUAAACUCCCAAUUGACACUACUACGCUGGCGUCUGUACAUACAAAAGGUGGUGGUUAUCUGUACUUAUUUAAUUGUUUAGUAACUAAUAAACUAUACAAAGGUG
Molecule: messenger RNA, 1619 nt
Organism: Osmia lignaria (orchard mason bee)
Lineage: Eukaryota; Metazoa; Arthropoda; Insecta; Hymenoptera; Megachilidae
Gene: Sms
Product: spermine synthase
Biological process (GO): spermine biosynthetic process
Molecular function (GO): spermine synthase activity
Source: RefSeq, a predicted model, not a curated record